Chenopodium quinoa (quinoa) is the source of this 1072-nucleotide messenger RNA. RefSeq names its product PRA1 family protein B4-like. Gene Ontology annotation, cellular component: endoplasmic reticulum; Golgi apparatus. Gene Ontology annotation, biological process: vesicle-mediated transport. The coding region runs from base 121 to 813 and encodes 230 amino acids. The record is from RefSeq and is a predicted model, not a curated record. The transcript has a single exon. NCBI's taxonomy places the organism in Eukaryota, Viridiplantae, Streptophyta, Magnoliopsida, Caryophyllales, Amaranthaceae.
CCAAAUCUAUUCAAAAAAAAAAAAAAAAAUUAAUAUAACCCCAAAUCACCCCACUUUCAUCCAUUUACUUUCUCUCUCUUCCCCCACAAUUUUCUCUCUCUAAAAAAAACUCAACGAAAAAUGGCAACCUCAGCACCACCAAUCCUCCCAAUUUCAACCCCACAAUCCACUCCCGCCACCAUCUCCACCACCAACACGGCCGUGCAAUCCUCCGACCCACCCAUCGCCACCCCCGCAUUCCGCUCCUUCAUCACCCGCCUCUCCGACCAAGUCAAAGACGGCUACUCCCAAGGCCGCCCCUGGACCGAACUCGUCGACCGCUCCGCCUUCUCCAAACCCGAGUCCCUCGCCGAAGCCACCACCCGAAUCCGCAAAAACUACUCCUACUUCCGCGUCAACUACCUCGCCUUCCUCGCUCUCAUCGUCGGCUUCUCCCUCGUUACUCACCCUUUCUCUCUCCUCACCCUCGGUUUCCUCCUCGCCGCUUGGUCCUUCGCUUACCUCUUCAAGCCCGCCGAUCGACCCCUCGUCAUCCUCGGUCGCACCUAUUCUGAUCGUGAGACGCUUGGGAUUCUCGUGAUUAUGAGUAUUGUGUUGAUCUUCUUGACGAAUGUUGGAUCUGUGUUGAUGUAUGCGUUUGUUCUUGGUGCGGCGGUUGUUUGUGUUCAUGGUGCUUUUAGGGCGCCGGAAGAUUUGUUCCUUGAUGAUCAAGAUUCUGGUGCUGAAACUACUGGGUUUUUGUCUUUCCUUGGUGCGACUACUAGGAAUGCUGCGUUUGCCGCUGCUCCUGCUGUUGCCGCUUCCCGUGUUUGAUCUGGGUUCUAAUCGGAUUGAAUUUGGGUAAUUUCUUGAUCGUCUUUGGGAAUUUCAGAUCAGAUCAAUUUUAUCUUUUAUGUUUUUUUAUUUGUUUUUAUAAUUGAGAUCUUAGAAUAGGGAAAUUUUCCUUAAUUUGUAUCAAUCAAAUUACGGAUCUGUUAUAGUAGUACAUUAGUACAUAUGAAUUUUUUUGUUGGAUGUUCAUAUUACCUGGUUGAGUAAUUUGUUGAAUGAUAUUCUUACUUUUAGUUGUUUA